This is a messenger RNA of Aspergillus saccharolyticus JOP 1030-1, 609 nucleotides long. Its product is annotated as acetolactate decarboxylase. The annotation marks the transcript as partial. Gene Ontology annotation, biological process: acetoin biosynthetic process. Gene Ontology annotation, molecular function: acetolactate decarboxylase activity. The record is from RefSeq and is a predicted model, not a curated record. NCBI's taxonomy places the organism in Eukaryota, Fungi, Ascomycota, Eurotiomycetes, Eurotiales, Aspergillaceae. The transcript has a single exon.
GCUACCACCCUCUACCAAUACAGCACAAUCACCGCUCUUCUCCACGGCAUCUGCACCGACGGGCUGGAAGCCUCCUCUCUGUCUUCCUACGGCACCCACGGGAUUGGCACCCUCUCUGACCUCGACGGGGAGAUCAUCAUCCUCGACGGGGAAGUCUAUCACUUCCCUAGCACACCCAGCAACAACACAGGAGACACCCCUACUCCCAGCGUCCGCACGCCCGAACCUACAGAGCGCAUCCCCUUCGCCAUGCUCACCACCUUCCAACCCACCCACACCCUCCCCCUCCCAUCCACCCCGCUCACAUCAACCACCCUGUCGAACCACAUCUUCGCUCAAGCCCUCUCCGAUCAAAGAAACACCCCGCUAGCCAUCCGUCUGACCACGGGCUUCUCCUCCCUGAGCAUCAGAAUCAUCCCGAAGCGUACUUCCAGAGAGGAAACCUUAUCAGCCUGCGCCUCUCGUCAGAAGACCACCGAACUCGGAUCGAUGAAUGGAACACUAUUUGGGUUUUGGACGCCAAAGUACAUGGCUGGACUGGGGGUGGCGGGCUGGCAUCUGCAUUUUCUGUCCGAGGAUCGAAAGGCUGGCGGCCAUGUGUUGGAAUUC